This is a messenger RNA of Pocillopora meandrina, 10650 nucleotides long. The record is from the annotation of a GenBank genome assembly. NCBI's taxonomy places the organism in Eukaryota, Metazoa, Cnidaria, Anthozoa, Scleractinia, Pocilloporidae.
AUGGCGGUUUUAGCGGCAACAUCUCGCCCCAGUUCUUCCUCACUUCAUUACCCAGCCUCUCACGUUAAAUUACAUCACUCGGUUACAAUUACGCCAUGGCGAGGGAAAGUAUUAUUAAAUGAGAGAGAAUUUUAAGAGUAAAUCCACUUCCUUGAGAUAACAGCAUGGCUCAAAUUGUAAGUUACUGGUCAUUCUGAAGUCAGGAAUCUCCCUGAUAAAUGGGUAGGAAAUAUCAAGCCUUCGUUUCGUUUCUUUUUCUUUAGAUUGUACGCGUGCAAUCCCGCGAAGGGACUUCAAGGAUAAAAUGUUCGCAAACCGAAACUAUCUCGUCAUUCUUAACUAAGGUAAGAUUUAUUUAACUUGAAAUUUGAGGAUAGCCUAUUGUGAGCUUAUCAUAUAGUUUCAAGUGCCCGACGUCUGGAUUUCUAUGUACUUUUCAAACUUGAUGUAUACUCAGUCAAUCUAUCUGAGCUUAAAUUAUGGUAGAAAAGUUUAUUUGUAUGAGGCCGGCCGGUCUCGUUAAGUUGAAUGGGGUUACUGAUCGAAUAAUUCUUAUUUUACUUAGUUAAAACAUGUUCUUGGAAAUCUGCUGUUAAAAUGCUAUUCGACAGUUUCGUUAUCUUGUGGGUCUUUCGAUUUCAUAGCUAUAGAGGGAGGAUGAUGACGCACCAUCAGUAACAUUUUACAUAAUAUGUACUUUGUACAAAAUGUUGCCUUGUCCUUUUGCUGGCAGAUACAUUUUCUCAUACUUUGCUCGGCAGUCGUGGCCAUUCAGUACAUUUUAACUCUUUCCCUUCCAAGAUCAGAAAAUCUGUUCUCACAGUGACUAGUGACUUAUUUGUGAGCAGUUUCUGAGAAUUCUUUUGUGAUUCAGACAACAUUUCUUAACUUUCAGUUUAUUUUGAUUAAAUUUGAGUUUGAGAGAAUUUAUUGUGAUGGUAAGGGAGGUUUAUAUUAUUUCGAUACUUAAUGUUCAUGAUUUUGUAUAUUUUAGAUUGUAGAGGAGCUUUCCCUUCCAAGAAGAGGAUGGACACUAUUUCUAAAUAGAAACAAAACUGGAGAAAUAAAGAACUCUACAAGAAAAACUUUAGCUUCACUUGGAAUAAGGUAUGUCAGUCCUACAUAUUACUUUAGUGUUUGAUUGGAUAUGAUUAGAAGUUAAAAUUGUGUAAUGGAACAUCUUUCAACCAAUCAAAUACUAUCAUAUUAUGUUUAUAUGAAAGAUUAAUCUUUUAACCCUUAAGAGUGAGUGGCAUCUAAUGUCUUCUUAGAAUUUGAAAUUAGAAUAUUAAGAAAUGCCCCUUUCCACUUAAGACUGUUAAAAAAAAGUGAUGCUGAUGGCAAGUUGAACAUAAUGAACCAGGAGCUCAAACAAGGGCUGUCAAAUUGUACACAUUACAACCCCUGAUGGUUAUGCCCUUGCGUUGACCUUUUAACCCUUAGCAGUAACUAGCAUCCUAUUUCUCCUUACAAUAUCACCCCUAAAUCAUGUAGUAAGGUCAUGAGAAUAAAGAAAGUUAUUAGUAGCAAAAGAAGCUGUUGAUUUUUACACAAAUUCUCCUUGUCAGCACCUUAGGGAAUAUAUGGGGAACAGUAUGAAGACUAGCUUUACUGAUGUUAGGGUGUAAAGGGUUAGGACCCAAUGUAUUGUGGUGAUAAUUUUGAUGCAGGUUUGUAACCUGAAGUUUGAAGAAUUGCUAAUGUAUGGAGCUCAUAAAGGAAAAGACAUGUACGUACUUCCAAAGUACAGGAGAUGAAUGUCUUGGAUACCACAAACAGAUAUGCUCCAAAUCACACAGAGAAAUUUUGCUCUACUUUGUUGUCCUGUGUAAUUAGGAAGAUACCCUAGCUUAUCAGCUAAUUAAAAAUCAAUGAGCGGCAUUUGUUGUGCUUUCUUUUCUAGGCAUGGAGAUAUGCUUUUCUUGUCUCGUGAAGCUUCACCAGUUGAUAAUGAUAUGUCAGGAGUAAAUUCUGUUCCUUUGACAUCUGCUGUAAACCUAGCAACCUUGGCAUCAUCCAAUAGCAUCAAAGAGGAUGAAAUUGAUGUUUUUCUUUCCAAGCAAGAUGGUCUGAUUCACAGAGAUCGAGACCCACAACUGUAAGUGCAAAGCAGUAAGAGCCCUAGAAAGAAAUGAAAAACUGAAAAAAAAUUGCCGUCAUAAUUUGUGAAGAAACAAUAGUUCGCAGCACUGUAACCUUAAUGAUGGAAAGAAUGAUAACACAAUUCAUUACACAAACAUCUCAUUCAUACUAUACAUGUACUUGACGAUACAGACUUGAGAUGAUUCAGUUUUAUCCAUGGCAAAGUUUCACUAUCAUAAAUGUGCAAGUUAUCAGCCAUACAGGGUUCUGCAGGAAGAAUUAUUUCAUUAUUUAGGACUUGAAAGCUAUAAACUGGGUUAAAAUAUUUAUCAUGUGGUUUUGCAGAUCACCCAUCACUGUAUUGAUUAUUAAUUUGAUAUUACUGUUUUAAGUGAAAUAAGUAAACUGGGAUUCAAAAAUUCAAGGGAUAAAUAUAUAAUGUCUCCAUUUUUCUACAUUGUUCAGGUGUCAUCAUAACCCCAACAGCAAAUGCAUCCAUUGUGUACCACUAGAGGUAAGAGGGGCUACAUGAUUGUAUAGAACUUUCUGUUUUUCACUGGAGAGUAAUAACUAUAUUUUGCAUUUAUUAAGGCUAAAACAUUCUAAUUAUGGGAUAAGUCGCUGCAACUUGUCUCUGGAACAGACUUGCUCCAUGAUUAUUGCCUUAAAACGAGUUGCUGCAAUCACUACUUUGCUAGAACAUGUCACAGUCACAAUUCAUGUUGAGUGACAUAGAAACAUUUUGUGAAGAUCCUUGUCACUGUGAUCAUAGUAAAAAGUUUAGUUCCAGUGUAAAAGAUAUUUUCAGAUAUUCACCAUGCCACAUGAAGUGCACUUUCUUGUAUACUUUUUCCAUUGAUUUGUCACAGUGAUUUGUCAUUUGCAUGGAAGUGUGUUUCAAGGUUAGGGUUAGAUUACAUAAUCUUACUGACAUCAGUCCAAGAAGCUACAUGUAUUUGAAGCCUUAUAUUCAAAUUUUAGUUCCCCCAUCAAGGUGGACCUUGAAUGGUUUACACAAGCUUCACCCUGGGUAGAGCAGCUACAUGCUUAAUCAUUCUUGUGAACUAGAAAAUAGAACUAUAUUUUUUGUAACUUUACAAAAAACUUUGCUUCUUUGAUUACUGAAUAUUAUUUUCCAUUAUAUGGCCUCAAAGUUCACUUAAAAAAUGUUAUUGACUAAUAUUCUUUUGGAGUUAAAGAUGUAAACCAAUUCCAAUUUACAUUAAGAAUGAUUUAGGCUCAAGCAAGCAUCUAGUACAUGUUUGAAUAGUUCUGACCACUUCAUUAGACAAAGUAACAUCAGGGCCUUGUUGUUACAUUUUUUUUCUUAGCCAUAUGAUGAAGAGUAUUUAAAGAAUCACAAACCUCCUAUCAAGCAUAUGUCUUUCCAUGCAUUCCUCAAAAAGAUGGGUGGAGGCACAGACAGGUGAGCUUUAAACAACUUAGGUUAAAGAGUGUGGGCAGAGGUUGGUCAUGAGAUUGGGCUGACUGUUUUGUCAUGUACCCUUGAUGUUAUACUUCCUAUCAGUUUAUCAGAAGAGAUGUUCUGUAUUUCAGAGGCAAGUUUACAGUACUGGAGGAUACUAGCUGUAGGAUCAAACCGGGAUGCACAGAGCAUCCACCCUGGCCUGGUGGAAUUUGUACAAAGUGUCAGCCUGGUGCUAUUACACUAAAGAGACAAGUGAGUCUGUUUGUUGAUGGGCUGUCAUGGACUACAAUGAAAGCUCCCAUUGGUAUUUGCAGGAGCAGAGAUCCUAGCAUAUCACAUGCUUGACAAAAACCUUGAUAGCUUCAAAACUUACUCUGCACAGUCAGAACUUCCAGGGCAGCUACCCAUCCAUUUUUUACCCUGUGUCCACUAGCAAGGGUCACUUUCAUCAGAUGACUGAUCCAGUUUCCUUCAUUUUUCUUGACGAACAAAUCUUCACUUUCUCUCAGCACCAAAGCAGCUUUGUUGUAAUUUGUAGAGCAAUGUUAUUUUCUUUACUUUUUUUCAGGUUUACAGACACGUGGACAACAUCCUUUUUGAAAAUCCCUUUAUCGUGGAACCAUUUUUAAACUACUGGAGAAAGACCGGAAAUCAGGCAAGCAAUCACUUCAGAUCUUAAUGUUGUAAAUCUGUAUGGAAGGCAAAACUACUUUCAGCUUGGGUGGGGAAGGUGCUUAUUUUUGGUGCUAUCCCGCUCCCCACUCCCAUACCUACGGGAAUCUUGUCCUCUCCGUGGAUUGUCAUCUUUUGGCAGCAAUAUGACUAACAAACAUACAAACAUGACGAUCACUUAGGUGCGUUGAGAAAUGUUUCAUUCUAGCGAGUGUGAUACGAAAGAAAAAUUCUAAUAGCCCCGUGAGGAAAAUUGAGAUGUGCCAUACUCGUUCACGUAAAGCGAUUGCAAAACCAAGGAUGACGAAAGUCUCUGCCUCCAAAAUUAUUUCUGUGGCGGAACACUGAACAGUCCCAGAGAUUGCCUGUUACAACUCCUUUGCCAUUUUCCGUUUUUAGAGGCUGGGAUUCCUGUAUGGCCGUUAUGAGCUCCACAAGGAUGUACCCCUGGGAAUACGAGCUUCAGUGGCUGCCAUUUACGAACCCCCACAGGUAAAAAUAUCUUUAGUAAUCUGCUUCCUUUUUCUAAAGACCACCACCCAUUUCACCUGCCAAACCAUAGUUAAUAGAGUAGAAUGGUUAAGAAACCUCGCAGAUUUCAUAGUUAUGCGUUUAAAAUUCGUAUAAAAUUCGUAUAAGGAAAUCUUUCUCAGGUCAAUUGGAUACUUUUUUGCUUUUUCUAGUUUCGCGUUUUGCUUUUAGCAUUUUUCUUCGGCAAUGUUAUUGCCAAAGAAAAAAAAAUGGUUUUUUGAUGUAAUUAAUCAAACGUUUAUGGUGAAGAAUAGUAAAACUCGGCACAAUAAUUCCCGGCCCCUUUAAACGUUAGUUCUCUCUUCCCUUGAUAAAAGUUUGAGUAGCACGGGAAUAAUCCUUCAGAAUGAUACAACGGGGCGUGAACGUUGCAGUUCUUUGAUAAUAGUCAGGAAUUAUUGUUGAUGGAGUCUCUGUACAUGUGAAGUGUAAAAACAGACAUUGAUCUUUACAACACCAUCUCAAUUGAUCUUUGGUGCAUUUUUGUUAAGUUGUGUGACAACCACCAGUGGUCCCCUCAGUUGUCCUCUGUAAAAUUAAGGGUUUUCGAAUUUACCUAAAUACCGCCAAAGUACUGUGUGGGAAAAAAAACAUUAAGAUGGCCUUCUUCUCCACAACAAUUAAGUCGACUUCUUCACAACAAUUGUGUCAACUUUAUUUUAUAUUUACAGCCGUUAUUUCAGCUGUUUCAUUCUCGUGGUUUCCUCUUGUUCAUGAACUUGGUCCUGGGAGCCUGUUUAUGCAGGACAUGACAGGACCACGAACACGGCACGGUUUGACCUCGUGUUCCGCCUAUGCAUGUUGUUUAGUUUCUUUCUUCGUUUUUUUUUCUUUCUAGGAAGGCACUCCAGACAGCAUUAAGCUCCUUACAGACCCCUUCGAAGCCAUAGUUGACAAGCUGGCUGCUGAUCUCGGCCUUCAGAAAGUGGGCUGGAUCUUCACAGACCUCGUCGCUGAGGAUGUAAGAAAAGGCACAGUGAAGCAUCUACGGGAUAUAAACACACACUUUCUUACAGCUGAGGAAUCCAUCUUGGCAGGUCAAUUACAAAAUCAGCAUCCAUCACCGUGUAAAUUAUCUUCAAAUGGCAAGUUUGGAUCAAAGUUUUCCACCGUUGUUGUGUCAGGUAUGAGUUAGAGUCCAUUUUCAAAAUGAUAUUUGGGUCAACACAGGUGAGCGAAAAGUGUGUAACCCCUGCUAUAAUUGAGGUCCUGAAAGAGUCAGACAGAACGAAUACCUGCUCUUAGGGUUAUCCUUUGGGGUUCUCUGCUAUCUACUCUUAGGGUUAUCCUUUGGGGUUCUCUUUGUCUUACCUCUGUAAUCCAGUGUUUUAUUUUCUUGCCAAUUUAAUGUUUUUAUUCUUGCCACCUGAUAGUUCGCUAUGUCGUAAUAUUGCUUUCCUUACUAAAACUUUUCUGUUCCCGUAGUUUAGUUCAGCUCGCCACGGAUCAUCAGAUCUGUGAUUAGUCACUGUAGCGUGCACGUGACUGCCGGCAAGAAUAAUUUCACAGUAUUUCUACAUAUUUUUCUUAACUUUCUUAGGUAACACGGAUAACCAAGUUGGUUUUGAUGGUUUUCAGGUAUGGUUGUUUUAUCAUCUUUCCUGUUAAUUUAACAAACUGAGAACGGUUUUGCCUGCAAGCAGUCUAUGCGAUUGGAUUCCGCCACAACUAUUUGUUAGCGAAUCGUGUCAUAUCUACAGCGGUUUUACGAAAAUCACGGACAAGAAGAAAAAUACAACAACAUUUUGAAACAAAAAAAAAACUUAACGGCAGUUCGUAGCCAGAAUAAUUUUUGAAUAAUUGAACCAUUUUAUCAUUUGACCAUCCUUUCUUUCUCUUCCUACUUUUCUUCUUCCAUUCUGCCUCCUGCCGGGGGCCAUACGCUGAACCGUGCGCCGUUUGCUGGUCUUUGUUGGCACCUUUGCGUAUGGCCCUCGUACGUCCUUUUUUAUGUUCUUCACUAAAGCGCGCACCAGGCCCCACGAGUCAUAGUUUAAUCAUAUCUACUCAAUAUAUGUUUCACCUUGUACUCCCCUCAGGUGUCCAAUCAGUGUAUGGCGUUAGUUCGUGACGACUGCCUGGUACCUACUAUAGACGAACCAGGUCUCGGCUACGUCCGGGAAUCUUCGAGCGAUCAAUAUGUCCCGGAUGUUUUCUAUAAGGUGGGUACCAAGCACGAGCUCCAUUGCGACAAAACUUAGUCCGUGACAGUUUAUUUUUCUGUUUGUAUAGGUAAUCACAUGAUUUCGAGUGCAAUUUUGAGUAAAUAACCACGAGUAAAUUUUUUUAAAGACUAACAAAAUUGCACAUUUUUGCAAAUAAUUUUGUGUUCUUUGAAAAAUUAACGAGUGCUUGUUUAUUCCAAAUUGCACGAGAAAAAUACGAGAUGGCUUAUCAUAAUUAAGUAUGAGCAAAGCGCGUGCACCAAGCGCAAAAAUAAUUUAUUCAAAUCGUGCGUUCGUUCAAAACAACCGCGUACGAUCAAGACAGCAAUACGCAAUGAUUUCUUCACCUCUUUAAGGCGCAAAUAAGUUCAAAGUCCGGCUAAACAGUUCAAGGAAUUGUUCAGUCUGUGUCCGAAUCACUUUCGAUGAAAUGGGAUCGUCGUUUCCGAGGUUUUGCCAUGUUUGUUUUUAAUUUUGGCGUUGGAUCGCUCGAGCAAAGUGUUAAGCUGGGUCGGCUCGUAAUUUUCAAUUUCCUUGGCAAUUCCCUUCUCUAAACACAAACCGACAACCAAACCGACAACCAAAAAGCAGUGCUUUUUACAGUGUUUUCGUUGUUUGAGCUGUUUUUCAGCUGCGGUGGCGAAAGAAAACCUACUUAAAACGCCGGCCAUUGUUUCGCUCGCAAAUUUUCAAAUUUUGUUGCGACAUCUAAGGCUCGCAUUUGAUUGGCUAUCUGUGAGUUUCUUUGAUUAUUGACCAAUCAGAAUGUCUGAUUUGUUACUUUCUUUGCACUGAAUUACCUGAAAACUGCAUUUAUCUUAACCAAUCAGAACUGAGUAAUUUGUCCAUGUAUAUUAUUAGCUUAUUUAUUUGUGUUGUAUUUCCAGACUGCUGACUCGUACGGUAAUGAAGUGACUCUUUUAGCUCGCCCUAUGCCUAUAGAAUAUCUGUUAGUUCAGGUGGGUACAUUUCACCUUUUUUGUGUAAUUUUGUUUUUGAAUUGUUUUCGUCUAUUUGGCAUACUAUUGGAUGAAUAACAUGAGUUAUUUAAAACAAGAAGCACUUAAACGUGUAAGUGAACAUACUGUGGCAUGUUUCUUUUUCUUAGUUUCAUAGUUUAGAUCUCUUUGUUUGUAUGUUUGUUCCAUUUUGUUGUUUGUCUUUGUUGGUAUGUUAAGUCUUUUUUUUUUUAAUUUAUGUUUUGUUUUUUUUUCCAGGUGCCAACUGCUUUUCCUGUAGAACCUCAGUUUACUUUCUCCAAUCAAACUCAGGGAGAACCUUUUCCGCUAGAGAACCGCUCAAGUAUGGGAGAAGUUCAGGUAAAAACGUUAUGAGCAGUUUUAAUACUGCAAAGGUAUCCCACAUGUGGUUGAAGUUAUAUAAACCCAGAGAAUAUGGUCUGACAUUUUAACUGUUUAGUGCUGAUUGGUGAUGAGAUACGGAGAGGUGUCCAUCAAAGCCGGUCACCGGUGGUCUACCGCUACAUAUCAGACCUCUUCCGUCUGUUCAGCCUGUCUAUGAGUUUCGCCUUAAGCCUCUUUUCCGGGUACAGCCGACUGUUACACCAUCGGCAGCCGCACCUGGAAACGUGAUGAGAGUACAGUACUUUGACUGUUUACAUCACGAAGUAUCCAACCAUUGCUAUCCACCGUUGCUAUCUAAUUGAUAUUGUGAUGGAAGGCGUGCAUUCAAAAAUAGCGGUAAAAAUGGACAAGAACAGCUCACAACGAGCCAUAUCUGAGUUGCUUGGGGGCAUCUUUAUAAAAUGUGGGCCUAUUUGCUCUAACUAUAUACUUGCAGAGGUGUUUAGUUUCAUAAUAAAGGUAUUUUUCAACCGUUGUUCGCUAUGUGAGGUAAAAAUUGUACUUAUCUCUGUACUUCAGUGCAAUUCGUGUAAUUCUGUGUUUUUUUUCUUUUCCCUUGUGUGCAGGAUUUUCACGCUUUAGUGAGAUACUUAAACCAGUUCCCAUCUGAUGAGUUCCUACCUACUAUGUCCAAUUUUCACCUCCUAGUUUUUCUGGCAACUUCCGACAUGCUUCCUUUAAAGGUAAUGUUCAUGUGUUGGCUUCGAGCCUGUGAUGAGAUCACAGCUAAUGAAUUGCAACGAGAUGUUUUGUAGCUAAAAUCUGGUUUUGGCGUCAAGUCAAUUAACAGUAAAGGGAAGCUUUUAAUUCUGUCCUGAAAAAACCCAGGGCCGGGUUGUUAGUGUGAAAUCUGAUUUAAGAUCUGAAAGCUUUUAAAGAAAAUUCAGUCGAAUUUCUUUUUGUCUCGAAUAUGACUAUUUGACGCUGUGAAAAGAAUACAGAAAAUUACCCCAAAAAAGGCUUUUGAACUAAGCAAUAGAGAUACAGAUAGCAAUUUAACCGUGGGUUAGCGCUAAUCGGCCUUCGAACAACUGGGCCCAGAACCAUAGCAACUGCACAAGGCAAGUGGAACAUACAGAGGCCACAAGAUAAGCCAGUAUGAACUGGCAUGAUGAACACAGUGGCAAGCUCAAAGCAGGAGGAGGAUGUGGCUGUAAACUUGAUCAGAUGAUUCUGACCACUCACAAUGCAGCUGAACCCUUUACACCCUAACAUCAGUAUGCAUAUUCUCCAUACUGUUCUGUAAACAUUUCCUAAGAUGCCGAUAUGGAGAAUUUGUCCAACAAUCAGGAGCUUCUUAAGUAGGUGAUCAGUUCCUUUAUUCUCCUGACCUUAAUGUUUGAUUCAGGCGUGAUGUGGUAAGGAGAAAUUAGAUGCCAGUCACUCUCAGGGGUUCAAGGGUAAAAAAGCCUGAAUCAAUCUGUAGCUUGCACAACGGAGGGAAAAAUCAGCCAGGCUCGAUUCUAUUACUUUUUCUCGUAAUAAAUUUAUGUUGAGGUUUUCAUGUCUAACUUUCGUUGAUAAUUUAUGUUGUGGCAGGAUCACUUAGGAGAUCUGUGUACGGCGAUCAGAAACAAAGAUGCUGAAUUGGCUCGGCGCUGGAGUAAAAGUGAACAGCGGUGCACAGUGAUACAGCUUAUGCAAGCUGCAAAGGGUAAAAUGGUUCCCUCAAUAUCUUUUUUCUUUCCUGUUAUUUUCUGUCCCUCUCUUUUUUUUUUGUUUUUUUUUUUAAGUUUUUUUUAUUGAAUUCUCCCAACCUCCAGAGAGAGGGUCCAUAUGCUGGUAUUGAUUGGUUAAGUUUUUUUUUUACUAGUUCAACAACUAUUUUUUUUACAGUACAAUUUUAAUAAAAUUGGAACCAAGCGCCUGCAGUAUAUUCUUUUUUGUUGUUUUUAUAAAAGUAAAUUCCAUAUUGUUAUUUUAUUUUCCCUUUACAAAUUAAUAUAUCUUGUCAGGCAUCUAUGCUUACGGUUAAAAUAUUCCCUUCUCAGCCCCCUCGCUAGAGCCACGAGGAUCAGGGGAGGUGGACAUGGUUGAUACGUCCCAUUCCCCCAGUGGUGCAGGCUGGUCGUGCAAGCACUGUACGUUUAUGAACCAACACAGACACGAGAACUGUGAUAUGUGUGGCUUGCCUCAACACUGAGAAAAGUGAUUAAAAGUUUGUUGGAAAUCAUUAUUGCUAAAAGUCAAGAUGAAGCUGCAGGACAGACAACAAGGCACAGAAUUCAGAUAAUUGUCUAGUUCGGCUCCGCUGAACAUAUUUUGGCUUUUUGAGAAGUUCCGCUAAGAACGUUUCUAUUUUAUCGAAUUGUUAACGACACCGUUGAAAAUACAUCUCUACUUCUCUACACCAUAUUUAACUGAAAAAUAAUUUCUGAUACAGCGAAACAGCGCGUGCUGAAACCAA